This is a messenger RNA of Coregonus sp. 'balchen', 4538 nucleotides long. NCBI's taxonomy places the organism in Eukaryota, Metazoa, Chordata, Actinopteri, Salmoniformes, Salmonidae. The record is from the annotation of a GenBank genome assembly.
AUGGCGCUGAUUGGCCGCUGUCUGCUGGUUGUGGUGUUGUGGGUUGGGGUCAGAGAAGGGGCCGGUGGUGAGCAGAUGAAGCAGGCCCAGGCUCCUCUUAUCCCUCACCGGCCCUUUAUCGUAGUGUGGAACGCCCCCACAGAGUCCUGCCGCCUUCGUUUCAAGGUGGACCUGGACCUCAGCGUCUUUGACAUCGUGGCCAACCUCAACGAGACCCUUAGCGGGCCUAAUGUUACCAUCUUCUACCACAGCCACCUGGGCUAUUACCCUUACUAUGCCAGCUCUGGGAACCCCAUCAAUGGGGGCCUGCCCCAGAACCAGAGCCUGUCCAAGCACCUGAGCAAGGCCAGGGCCGACAUCGACAAGCUCAUCCCCCACAAGGACUUCCGAGGCCUGGGUGUCAUUGACUGGGAGAACUGGAGGCCCCAGUGGGUGCGCAACUGGGGCUCGAAGGACAUCUACCGCAACAAGUCCAAGGAGCAGAUCCGGAAGCUCCAUCCAGGUUGGCCUGAGAGCAAGGUGGAGAAUGAGGCCAAGGAGGCCUUUGAGAGGGCCGGACAGGCCUUUAUGAACAAUACUCUACUGUUGGCAGAAAGUCGACGACCUGACGGCCUCUGGGGCUUCUACCUGUUCCCCGACUGCUACAACUAUGGCUACAAGACGCACCCGCAUCGCUACACAGGUGAAUGCCCCAACGUGGAGCACGUCCGUAAUGACCAUCUGAUGUGGCUUUGGAGGGAGAGCACAGCCCUCUACCCCUCCGUGUACCUAGACUACGAACUCAAGUCCUCGGCCAACACCGUCAAAUUCGUCCACUACCGUGUCAAAGAGGCCAUGAGGAUUGCCUCCAUCGCACGCACCGACUUCACACUGCCUGUGUUUGUCUACUCUAGACCCUUCUAUGCCUACACCUUCACGGUCCUCUCAGAGGUGAGAAGGAUUACUAAUAACUGGUGAUGUUGGGAAACUGAUAACUGUUGUUGCUGUUGGUUCAAGAGCGAAAAUAAUAGUGUUAGGAUAUUCCAACACAUUUUUUAAAUGGUCCUCUGUAGCUCAAUUGGUAGAGCAUGGUGCUUGUAAUGCCAGGGUAGUGGGUUCGAUCCCCGGGACCACCCAUACGUAAAAAUUUAUGCACACAUGACUGUAAGUCGCUUUGGAUAAAAGCGUCUGCUAAAUGGCUUAUUAUUAUUAAAGUAAGUACUUUCUGUAAUUCCUGCAAGCAUUUGAUUGCCUUUCAGUCAUUGUGAUAACUACCUAACCUCUGCAUUUUUCUCUCAAGUCACUUGUCUUGUCUCCCGCCAUGUUCUGCCCCCUAGUCAUUGUCGUGGAUAAAAAGCUAUUAAUCUCCCAGAAGCUUCUGGAACUGUCACAGAGUGAUGAGUGGAAUGCUCAGUCUCAGCUAUGACACCUCACAUUGAUUUACAACACAUGGGCUCAGUCCAGAAACAUCCCCUAGCCCCUAACCCCUAUAGGCACUUGAGUAGAUCUAAAAGAACUGGAUAGUUACAGCAUUUCCACCUUGCCCUCUGAUUAACUGGGUGGAAUAUUGCUUGCCUACAGUAUUUUAACCUUUCAGGUGUAUAAAAGUGCCUAUAGAGAGGUGAUAUAGGGCUGAUUCUGGAUUGGGCCAUGAUCUCUAUUUUGAGGUUCAGGAGUCAAGAGGUAAAACAUGAGAGUGUACCAAUGAACACUGAACACUGGAGCAGGUCAAGUGACCUCACUUUGACCUGAGGGGACACUGUGUUUGGAGUGUUACAUAUUUUCUUAUGUCUCUCCUAGAGUGACCUGGUGCACACUAUUGGAGAGAGUGCAGCUCUUGGGGCAUCAGGAGUGGUACUUUGGGGCUCCUCAGAAUAUGCUCGAACUCAGGUAAAGAAAUGACACAGAAAACUAUGUGAAAUAUGAUUGUUUUUAUUUAUUAAUCCCGGCUCUGAGGAAGCAUUCAACAUUACAUUAAAAUGACAUAAUAAUGUCUUGUUGCAUGCAGUAAGCAAAAGCUGUGAGUGUCUACAUGGUUCCAUGAGACACUGAGAGGACGUGACACGUCAUCACUUUGAACGUGGAUUUCCCUUCCUUACCAGUUUUCAGUGUCUCCUGAAAUAGUAUGUUUCAGCACAGUCACUGUGGUUUUGAGAUCAGGACAGGAGCCUUGAAGAAGGCCUGAUUUACAUCACACAGACAGUGGUGUGGUGCUUUGUUGGAAAAGGACACAUGGUGAUUUUGUGGGUCCCUUUGCAUCCUGUUUACAAGAGGCUCGUCAGUUAUAAAUCAAAUGUAGAUGUGGAUUACUUUGCUGCAUUAUAGACAGGGGUAAGGUUUUAAAGGAGGACAUUUUCCACUUACUUGUAUUCAAAUGGAGAUGGGUAAAUUGCAACCAACAUUGAGCACCAUCUCAACACAAGGUGAUCUCUCAGUAAACGAUCAAUAUGCGCUAAAAUCACCCACACAGCUGAUCUCAAUUGCAACCAUUAUUGGCCACCAUAUUAUCGCUCCCUAAAGCUGAUGUCGGUUGCUUAAGUCCUGGUUGUACUGUACUGUACUGUGCAAGCAUUUCGCUACACCUGCAAUAACAUCUGCUAAAUAUGUGUAUGUGACCAAUAACAAUUGAUUUGAUUUGUAUUGGUUGCUGACAAAAAUUUUCAAGACUAUUUGGUGGGUAUUAUCUUUGGAAUAAAUGUAACCUAAUAUUUGAGCAGACUAAGCACAUAUUUAACUAUUUAACAAGCUUUCCGUACAACUGAAAUGAGGUAUGUCCUCAUUAUCCACAGAGAAUCAACUGUGGCAAUUAACUCUACACAUUUUAUGAAUGUAAAGCUUGUGAUGGUAUACUUACUUUUAAUUUCCAAUUUAUUUAAUCUAUUAAUAAAACUCUUAACCUUUUACUGCAUUGGGAUAAAUCAGGGUCACACAGUGUUUCUUGGUAGUCUUAAACAAAUCUACUUUGAAACAAAAGUAUACACCUCACACACAUCAGGUACAAAAAAGAAGACACCUGUACCAUGUCAGAUAUAGAGUUGAAAUGUAUUCAAUUUUGAGUUUGCACCCCAAUAUUGCACUUUAUAUACACCACAGAAGACUGAAAUAUAACAAAACCAUAUUAUAUAUAUAAUCUAUGUUUUCAUAAAAUAACAGUCUAAUGAAUGUAUGUCAAAAGACAAAUGAUAUGUGACCCAAACAUAGAAGUCUAUAAUGUACUGUAUUGUACUUUUCUGUAUACUGUACAGUAAACUCGAGUAGAGUAUAGUUCAGUUCAGUACAGUACAGGAAAGUAGAGUAUAGUUCAGUAGAGUACAGUGGAGUACAGUAGAGUACAGUACAGUAUAGUACUCUACUGUACUGUACUCAACUGUACUGUACUGUACUGUACUCUACUGUACUGUACUGAACUAUAUUCUUCUGUACUGUACUGUACUCUACUGUGCUGUACUGAAUUAUACUCUACUCAAGUUUACUUUACUCAAGUUUCUUAUAAUUCACUGGGCCUAUAUUCUUACAAUAAUUAUUUUUGAUGAAUUACCAGCCAUGCUAUUUUCAAUGUUCCUGAUUAGGGCUGUGGCGGUCAUGAAAUUUUGUCAACCGAUGAUUGGUUGCUAUUUCAUUGGGGCCAGGAGUUGUGAACCUAGACGAAGCUGUCUGGUAUCUAACUCGUUUGACACAGUAACAACGGGAGAUCAACUGAUCUGCUGGUUUAUUCUUGUGGGUUUCGGUUGCAAGCAAGUUUGUUUUAACACGCUGGUGCAUGUAAUCUCUCAUUAGUAGCGUUUUAGGAAAUCCAGCGCUAACCCGCAGCUGCACGUUAAGUUCUGCCUGUUGGUUGCAAUUGACCCGAUAUGUUUUUACCAAGCUCAUCCUGUGUACUAGAUGAAACAUUUUAAGCCUUGAUUCCCUCCAUUCCAGUUUUAGAGGAAAUAAAAUGGAGAGAAAAAAAGAGAAGAAAUUCAAGGGAUAGUUAGUGCAUGAAGUAAAUAAACAUACUGUGGGUGACAUAAGGAAGGUUCUUUCAACAUAACUAUUAUUUCCAGUGAACUGCAGGCCUAUUUUUAGUUACACUUUCACAGACACCUUUACUUAUGCUGUGUAUUUAUGCUGUGCAUCACAUUGUGUUUGUGCCUCUGCCUAUCUAUGUGCACCUCCAGAGAAACUGCCUGACCGUGAAGAAGUACAUUGACGGCCCUUUAGGCCACUAUGUCAUCAACGUCACCUCAGCCGCCAAGCUGUGCAGCAAAGCCCUGUGCAAGAAGAACGGCAAGUGUGUGAGGAAGAGCCUCGACUCAGGGGCCUACCUCCACCUCAACCCCCGCUUCUUCCACAUUCGCAGCAACCUGGGCCCCCGGGGGACCCGCUUCCACGUGAGCGGCCAUCUUAACAACCACGACAUCCUGGACAUGAAGCACAAGUUUACUUGCCAGUGCUACCAGGGCUGGACGGGGGUCUACUGCGAGAUGCCCCAGAUGCCACCGCUCCCUCCCAUGCCCCGACCCAGGGACAACAGCCUGCUAGGGGACAUACUGGUCAUCCUGUCACUUCACUUCUCCUGU